UGUACUAAGCGGAUAGAUUUAGAAAUUCAUAAUUUCGAAGAAUAAAUCACGGCGAGUAAAAUCCAGGACGAUUCUAAUCGGACAGUCUAAUCAUUUUAAUAAUCUAAUAAUGAUAUGAUAAUACGUAUUAACCUAAUAUUAAUCUAACGAAACGACUGCGCUCUAUUAGAAUCUAUUCUGUUCAAACAGAUUCUAAUAGAACACAGUUGCACUUGGCAAACGGCCUGGUUUCGCGCGAGACGCAGCCGAGCGCGCGACAGGAAGCGGCUCGAAUCGACGACGAAGAAGAAGAAGAAGAACAAAGAAGCCUCGGCGGAUCCCGAACCGCCCGCGGGCCAGCCCCGAGUUGCCCGUCGUCUUCGGUGGACGUCCGAGGUCCCCCCCGAAGAGCCGCCGAAGACCCCGCGCUCUGAGGAGACGACGUCGUCGUGACGCGUGUCGUCUCCGCGCCCCUCGGGGCCCCAGAGUGUCCUCCCCCCCGAGACCGGAAGGAGGACCCGGCAGCCGCUGCCCCCCAUGGAGACCGUCCCGCUAGCCGACCGACCCUGCCACCGCGCAGGAAUACCGAAAAACGAUUCCGGCGGGGGCGUGUACCCCUCCCGGUGGCCGCCGUCGGUGACGACCGUUGUCCAGCAGCUCCCAAAUGCGAACGACCCCGUGGUGCUGCCCCCUCCGUGCCAAGCACCUUCCACGUCGACCGCUGAAACGGGACGUCCAUUACACUCGCAACGCAUGGCGAACGACCCUGUGGCUCUGCCCUCUCUACGCGCUGCACCUGCCUUGUCGACCGACGAACAGGUACAACCAUUACACUCGCAACGCAGCCCGAGCGCUUUCUUGCCUUGUGCCCACGGUCAUCCUCUCGUACUACCACAGCUGCUGCUUCCCGCACGGAGGAAGAAGGUGUCGCCCCGCUGCCGCCACUUUCACGGGUGUGGUCCGCCCUUACCUAACGUCCAUAUUCGCUCUGAACCUGCUGCCUCUACUCGCCUCUGCGCUUCUACGCUACCGCAAAUCCAGGCGUUCGUGGGUGUCGGCGCUGAAGUCGACGAAUCGCGGCCCGUACACGGCGACGUUAGCGCCGGCCUGUCCACCGAAGAACAGUCGACUACGCGGCGGGGGACGGCAUCCCGACCGGUCGCCAACCGAAAAAAACGGCUGUCAGCUUGCCGCCAUCGAACGGCGGCGACGUCGGCCUGAAGGUUGUCGUCCCAAGACCACGAGGUAAUGCGGUUGUCAACCGACAGCACGAGACCUCAUCGAUCAUGUGGUGACUCCUCGCUUAAUAAGCUGACUGGGCUUGUUGGUUGGAAGCUGGUUGGGCAAGUUGGUUCCCCCUGCAGCGACUGCGUGUGCUGCGCGUGUAGAAGACACGUAUGAGCCAUAGCCUGAGGCUAUGUGUCGGCGAACUGGCAGAGGAGGCCAAGCGAUUCCUGCACUACUGUCAGAGUUUGUUUUUGGCGGCCAAGGAAAGACCACAGUUUUCGUGUUUUUUUUUUUUUUUUUUUUCAAGGGCAUAAGGAAUACCGGUUCCUGCGGGAAGUAGUCAUGAUAGCACCGAGUGUCUGGCGGGGCUGCUGACGCGCUAGGGUGACUGACUGCAAAGACUGAUGUCCCAUGUUGCGCAUUGGUGACGUGGCGACAACGUACAAGUGUGGGCCACUGGCUGAGCUUUUUUUUCUUUUUCUUGGUUUUCACUUCGUUUUUGUUUUUUAUAUGUAGCUGAACGAGCAGCCAUGAAAAACAGCUUUUCAUUUCUUUUAAAUUCUUUAUUCUCGCACAAACGAGGAGGUGUAUACCAAUAAAGAAAGUGUGUGUUGCCUA
Molecule: messenger RNA, 1824 nt
Organism: Dermacentor andersoni
Lineage: Eukaryota; Metazoa; Arthropoda; Arachnida; Ixodida; Ixodidae
Source: RefSeq, a predicted model, not a curated record